UGCCGGUCGGCGACUCUAGCGGGGGGCGUCGCUGUUUACUCCGUCGCCGGCGCGCGCGCACGCAUCACUUCCAAUUCCCUUUUAUUUUAUAUUUUAUAUAUUUAUUCGGUCAAUGUGACAGUGUGUUAGCUGUUGGAGUUUAUACUGUUAAUCAUGAAGGAGCUGAUUAUCCUGUUAGUGGUGUUCUGCCACGGUGUGGUGAGCGUGAACUACUGCUGUCCAGACCAUGAGAUUCUCCGGCCCGGAGGAUACUGUGGGGAAAGCAAGCAUAGAGUCCGACUCAACUGCACCCUUGGACAUAUGCUGCUCAAAGAAGUCAUCGUCGACGGUACUAAAGUUUACACGCAGGAUGCCCCGAACUUCGUCAUCGUUGAGGAUCCCGCUGAGUAUUGCCUCAGCCAGAUGUACCGCAACGCAUCCCAGCCAGAGUUGGGCACGAUAGCAGCCGCCAUAGCCUGCUUCCAGGAGUUCCAUAGGGACUCUAGGCCUAUUGAAGUCACAGGCUUCCUCACGCUCGUGUCAGUGCUCUUCUUGCUUGCCACGUUAGCCGUGUACAUGUAUCUACCAGAAAUGAGGGACCUCCAAGGGCAAUGCUACAUGUGCAUGUGCAUCAGUAUGGCGAUUGGAUUCCUGUCUCUGGGCAUCUUGCAACUGAGCCCCGGGCACUACACCAGCGAAGUCUGUGCAGUUACUGGAUUCCUUGUAUAUUUCUGGAUGAUCGCGACCUUCUUUUGGAUGAACGUGAUAUGUAUCAACGUUUACCGCAAUGUGAUAGACUCCAGUUACUUAAAGAAGACCGAGAGAAAACAGUUUGGUAUCUACAGCAUCUACGCGUGGGGUUGCAGCAUCAUAUUCCUGUUCGUCGCUCUCAUCACCAACUUCGUGGAAGGCGACCAUCUGAAGCCUGGCAUCGGGACGUCAACUUGCUGGUUCCAAGGACGGACCGAAACGUGGGCCUUCUUCUACGGGCCUAUCGCCGUGCUCAUCUCGGCUAACGUGGGUCUCUUCAUAAUGUCUUCAAUACAUUUAUCGCGCGACACAAGAAAAUAUGAAGUCAAUAAACUGAACAUCCUUAAAUACAGGUUCCUGCUUUCAUUGAAACUGUUUCUGGUCAUGGGAGUCUCCUGGAUAUUUGAAAUUGCCAGUUUUGCGCAUGGCCAAUCUCUUAUCAUAUGGGAAAUAAUGGACGUGUUCAACUGCCUACAAGGAGUGGUGAUAUUCCUCAUACUGGUGGUAUUAAGGAGGCGAGCUGUAAAGGGUCUGGUAAAGGAAAACUGCUGCCUGGCGGUGCUGGGGCCAUUGGCUGAUCGUCUGAGCCCUCAUGAUGACCCGGAUGAUCAGCAGAUACUCUCCGAUGAUCAUAUGGAAGUUAGGCUUAACUGAAUACUCACUACCAAAAGUUUUAGAUCACCCAUAGGUAUGCCAAUGUCUUAGCCGUUUCUCAAAAGAAAAAUAACCUCUUACAAGUCUUUUAAGACUGUGUGUGGCUUGCCUUGUAAAGGAAUUCAUAAUCUUAAAAAAAUACUUGGAUGCAAUCUGUCAGAUCAAUGUGUGUGGACAGUCGCGAAAUUGUAUGGAACACCGUGUACUCGAUCAGAUUUUUGUAAGAUUAUGAUGUUUUCAGAUUAUGAAUUUUAGGACUGUCUGUCUGUCUGUUGCCGGCCUAAGGGUGUCACAAUUUUCGGAAAUGGAAUCCUGUCAAACUGUUAAAACAUUUAAAUCACUUUGUGAAAUGUUUUAAUUUGGGGGGUUAACAAAAAACCGCCCAAAUAAAGUCCGGGAGUACAACUUUGGUCGACAAUUUGUAUAUCGCCUCAAGAUGUGACAUUUAAAAAAUGAUCACACCUUAUUUAGACCUCAGUUGAGAACAUUUGGACUAUAAUUGGGUGCGGGUGUCCAUAAUUAAUUACAAAUAAACCAGAGAAAAACAAAUAAUAAUAAAACUGUCUAUAGGGUUCUUAACUAUCGAGGAUAGAAGAUAUCAUUUCUGUGUCUUUUAUAGUUAUUACUUAGAUACGUAGUUUACAAUAUCCAAAUAUUAAAUUUAAGUAAUUUUAAAGUCUAAUCGUAUUUCUAAUCAAAGACGAUAAACAGACUGGUCAAAUAAGAUGUUAUUUUCGGAAGGCUCAAAGUUGUUCGGAAAUAAUUAUAAUAAAUGUUAUAAUAUUAAUGUAUAAGUAAUAUAAGGUAUCAAUAAGUUUGAUAUAUUUAAUAUUACUUAGUUUCUAUAUUUCUAUCUAUAAAAUUUUCUUUAACUAAAGAAAAGUUUCAACUUGGUGCUAAUGUGUAAUGUGUAAAAUAAUUAUGUUUUAAUUCCUAUAUUAUGAAAAAUAUUGUUUUUAAUUAUCUCAUAUAAUGCUCUCAACUUGUGCCAUGUAAUACUAUAAUCUUUAUUUAAGUAUGAAUCCUCAGAAUCCUGCUAUUUCUUCUUCUUACCUACUGUAAAUAUUAUGAUAUGAAUAUUAGCUUCAAUUGGUUCCUAUGAAUUGUUAUGAAUGCAUGUUUUGUGUACAAGAAUAAAAAUAUUUACUUAAA
Molecule: messenger RNA, 2535 nt
Organism: Leguminivora glycinivorella
Lineage: Eukaryota; Metazoa; Arthropoda; Insecta; Lepidoptera; Tortricidae
Product: G-protein coupled receptor Mth2-like
Exons: 9
Coding region: 154-1383 (409 amino acids)
Biological process (GO): G protein-coupled receptor signaling pathway; cell surface receptor signaling pathway
Cellular component (GO): membrane
Molecular function (GO): G protein-coupled receptor activity
Source: RefSeq, a predicted model, not a curated record